AUGUCUUCCUCCUCAACCUACGUAGUAGACUACUCCCCCGAAGAGAUCGAGAAAGCCCACGCGGUCCUAUACAAUGAAGGCCUCCGCAUGCGCAUCCAAGUCGCUGGGAAAGAGUAUGUCGAAAAGUCGCUCAAUGCCGCCAAAGACCCCUUCUCCAAGCCAAUGCAGGAAUUCGUAGCAGAAGCCUGCUGGGGCUGGGUCUGGUCUCGCCCGGGCCUGGAGCUGAAGACGCGGUCCUUCCUCAACAUCGUCAUGCUCUGCUGCCAGAACCGCUCGACCGAGCUGGCGACGCACGUGCGCGGGGCACUGAAUAAUGGCGCCACAGAAGAGGAGAUCCGGGAGGUCAUCCUGCAGGCGACGGCGUAUUGUGGAAUGCCGGCUGGCAUCGAAGGGUUCAGAGUUGCUGGCAAGGCGAUUGAAGGUUGGAAGGCAGAGCAGAAGUCGAAGGGAGAGCAUAUGGAUCGGAGUGAUGAUGUUGGGGUGGAACAGAGGAUGAACACUGACGAUGUUUGA
Messenger RNA from Saxophila tyrrhenica, 513 nucleotides. RefSeq lists its product as uncharacterized. NCBI's taxonomy places the organism in Eukaryota, Fungi, Ascomycota, Dothideomycetes, Mycosphaerellales, Extremaceae. Gene Ontology annotation, molecular function: peroxiredoxin activity. The record is from RefSeq and is a predicted model, not a curated record. The transcript is spliced from 2 exons. Bases 1 to 513 code for a protein of 170 amino acids.